AUGACCGGCCACAACGACGACCCUCUGAACUCAGGCACACCAAACAGUGGAGAAGCAACGGCGGGUACUACAAUGGACGUUGACGAACAUGAGCCCGCCUUUCACAUCACUGGAACUGGGAUGCACGAUGGGAGGGAAGUGGUUAACGCGGUGACCUACUACGGCGAGAAAUUCAAAGUACGUGCAGACGCCACCAGUGAGGACAACAUGACCUCCACCACCGUGGGCGAUGCAGACACUGAAGACAUGGACACAAACCACAGCCAGAUGAACGAGUCAGCAGCAAGCUCGUCCUCGGACUCACAGGUGGGGAGAGAGACUGAGGUCGGAUUCUUCCGACAUGGCCAAUGGCAUGCUAGAGCCCGCACACCUGAAGAGCAACGCCAACAUGUUGGAGGAAAAGGACCCGCCCGCCAGCGCAAACGUCAGGAGCGACUCAACAGCUACUUCCAUGGAAAAUGGAAGCCGGCCUGGCUGCUAGGAUACAUUCGGGACCGUGAACUUCGGAGUCAAAGGCCCACCCUCCGAGGAAGGGGCGGAACCUGCGGCUUCGUCUACACAGACUCCUGCGAACGGGCCACAGCCUCCCACCACGUCACCAACAUGGGCCACUGGAGGGCAUCCACAUGCUGCUUGGUGGAGCUCCAGUUCGGACCAAGGAUGGGAUGCAUGGAAUUGGGGCGACUCCUCUUCCUCUGCUUCGAGUUCCUCCUCCUCUACCUGGACCUGGAGAAAUGGAUGGCCGACCACUACCUCGUCGAGUACCGCACCAAUCCCGGACUAUCCGCCCAAUCAUGGCCUCUUCCCGGAAGUCCGGCCAACCAGACGACCUCUUGGUGUUGA
Messenger RNA from Symbiodinium sp. CCMP2592, 843 nucleotides. NCBI's taxonomy places the organism in Eukaryota, Dinophyceae, Suessiales, Symbiodiniaceae. The record is from the annotation of a GenBank genome assembly.